Molecule: messenger RNA, 1527 nt
Organism: Scylla paramamosain (green mud crab)
Lineage: Eukaryota; Metazoa; Arthropoda; Malacostraca; Decapoda; Portunidae
Exons: 8
Coding region: 329-556 (75 amino acids)
Source: RefSeq, a predicted model, not a curated record
GUCUCUAGUGUUUUACUUAUCUUCUACAGUUUGAAGUUGCGCAGUCGCAAGAAUUUGAAUUGAAGAAGCGAACGCCUGCUUAUUUAGAGCUACAACAGACUUUACUCUUGCUAUAAAGGACUUCCACACAAAGUUCACCAGGAGAAGGACCCUUCGGGCCAUCAGCGAAAGGCAGCGAGUGACCCUGGACGUCAUCCAGAGGUGGGAGGUGCAGCACAUUGAAAUGCAAGGCACAACUCCUGUCACUGGUGUGCUCUACCUGGAUGGGAUGACAUCACCUGUCAUUGAUAUUGCUGACCCUGCAUAGGUUCGAAAGCAGCUGCUGGACAUGACGGAGCAGAAAUGCCACGUGUACCUCGGUGGGAUCCAGACCAUGCACUACAGAACAUUCGAAGACAAGAUGGGACUUCCAGGAAUGCUGGGCACUGUAGUAGGGGAUGUGAAACCCUUCUGUGGGAGGAAAGCCUUCAGGUUGUUGAAAAAUGAGCCAAGAAUCUUCAGGGAGACCGCAUCAAACAGUAUGCUCAACGCUAACACCUAUACAUAUGUGCUCUAGGUAGGUCUAUCUACUUCUGUCUCUGCACCGACACACGUCCUCCCUGCACGAGUGUCCUCAGCAAAGUGUCCCUGUCGUCCUCAGCUAGUGCCUGGGUUCCUGCCCUGUCCAUCGUCAUCCAUUAGCGACGGCGUUAAGGGCGGCCUCAUCUCAGCCUCAUGUCACAGCAAGCAUCCUUCAUCUCCUUACAUCAACAUUAUCUCAACACCGACCGGACAAGACAUUCGCUGACUUAGGCCUCGUCCUGAUCCUCGCCCUCACCGCCAGCUCCUUUCCUUCCUCAUUGACAAACUCGCUUGCACAACAACAACUUCUUUCACCCGCUUGAUGCGAAGUGAACGAAUGCAGCACAUGGGAGAAGAGGAGAGGAUAGUUCUAUUAGACUUAUCAAUGAAAGAAGAGCUGUUCUCUUCAGCAAAGCCACCGACGCCCGCAUUAUACCGGUCAAGGCAAGAGUAUGGGAGGAGAUCACCAUCUCUUGCUGCCAGUGGUCUGGGAACGCAGAGGACUGUAAAACAGAUUAAGAAGAUUUGGGAAAACAUGAGAUCAAGGGCCAAGAAGUUUGUCAGCGACCAGAAGAAAAAUCUGUGUUGAACAGGAGGUGGUCCUCCAAGUCCAGUCGUCAAGCCAGACCCUGUAUUGGAGAAAAUCCUUGCUCUCAUCGCAGACGAGCUAGAACUGGACCCAAACCACAAUGAUAGUGACAUGGCCAACAGAUGUCACUGUCGUUGUUAUUAAUGAGAAGGGAGAGCAGUUGGAUGAGCCGAUGGCCAUGACUGAACAGCCAUCCACAGCAUGCUCAGUGCCUAUUUCACUCAUGCCUGCCAGAGGAAAUGAUAGUGCACCUGCUGCUUGCACCUCUUUUGUUGAGUCAUCGGGAACUGCAGCUUUGCUCUACAGUCCUGCCAUCCACGGCACACCUCUUCCUUUAACUUCUAAGGAUGUUCAUAGAACUGUAGUGUCAUCCUCAA